Brassica napus (rape) is the source of this 1991-nucleotide messenger RNA. RefSeq lists its product as uncharacterized. The record is from RefSeq and is a predicted model, not a curated record. Bases 1032 to 1583 code for a protein of 183 amino acids. NCBI's taxonomy places the organism in Eukaryota, Viridiplantae, Streptophyta, Magnoliopsida, Brassicales, Brassicaceae. The transcript is spliced from 5 exons.
UUUUAUUUUUUUAAAAGCUGAACAUGAGAUAACAAACUAUUAUUGAUCCGUGAACCCAAAAAAAAUCCUUGGUGAUUGUGUUUUGGAUCCGAUUUUUGAGGGUCCUAUCCCCUGACCCAACGCAUUAUGUUUGUCUUUCUUUUUCUCCCAUCGUUCGUUUUUUCUCGGUUAUAUUUUAACGGAUAACAACUUUUUGUAACCCAAAUUAUUUUUUUGAACAAACCAAAAAAAACAUUUGAACAAAUCCUUUUUUCUUUCACAACUCCAUUCUAUACAUUGCUGGUCAUAUGCUUGAUCUUUGUACAUAAUUGGAUCUAUUACAAUUCAGCCAAGAAUUGAUAUCGAUCUCCAUGCAUUGCAUUAGCCAUGUGAUAUGAUAUAAAUUAAACUUAUAAUAAGAAAAAUGGGUACAUGUAUGUCAACACAUUCAAAAAGCAUUAGGCCAUGGAAGAGGAAAGGCCGUCGCAGAUUUUCCAAACACAUUUCUAAAGUCUCUGAUGUCAUCUCUCAUCCAAAGAUUAGACGGGCAAGUGAUGUCGGAAUCCAAGCCGCUUUCGAUGUUUAUCAAAAUGAUGCUUGGUAUGAUUCUUUAAGUAUGUUUUCGGACUCGGAUGAUGAAUUUAUCAGCCUACAUGAAGGUAAGUUUCAUACAUUUAUGAAAGUGUUUGGCUGUUUCUUUAUUUUAUCGUAUUGGGAUUUGGGAGCAUUACGAAGGACGGGAUCGCGUUCUUUAAAUAAUAACUUUCAAACCUUGGUUUAUCAAGUACUUAGCUCAAAUACUAUGAAAGUGUUCCAAUUAACUUAGUUCAUGAUAAUGUCUUCAGUUAAAAUUCUCCACGAUCCGCUUAACUAGGGGGUAUUGGGAAUUGAUAUAAUCUUAGUUUUGUUUACCAGCUGAUAAUAUUUGGUCAGAGAAUGGUGAAGUGGUUCAGUUUGAGGCUUCUUCGUGCAUUGUUGAUGAAAAAGGAAAUUAUGAAGAAUACCAUAAGAGUUAUUUGAAGAUUGAUAGCGGUUGUAAAACCGAAAAGUUUAUGAGCAUAGGUUCAUACAAAGAUCUUAAUGGUUUAUCGGGUGUCAUUGGAAACAACAAGAAGAAACUAUUGGAUCAUACUGUUGGAAGCUUCAAAAAUUCUCAAGAGAAAACAUUGAAACCUAGCUUGAGCCGGUUGAUACCAACGGUUAGUUUCAACGACAAGACUUUACACUCUCCCACAUCGCAGAAAAGAAAGUCUGCAGUUUACCGGCUUUCAUUCAAGAGGACAUCAUGCGAUGGUGAGGAAGUCGUCGAGCAUAGGUCGUCCAAGAGCUUCUUAUAUCGUCCAAAAGCAGGAUUCACGGUUCCUUGUUUAGCCAAAGAGAAACAACAAUCCUCAGGAACUUGGUGUGAGAUACCUCCUUCAAGUUUUAAACUACGUGGCGAAACAUAUUUCAAAGAUAAACGGAAGACACCAGCUCCAAACAAAUGUCCAUACACUCCUAUUGGUGUUGACCUGUUUGUGUGUCCAAAGAAGAUUGAUCAUAUAGCUCAAUACAUUGAGCUUCUGUUAUGGGUUGUAUUUAGAAAAGAAAGAGAAUCGUAUUGAUUGAAAUAGAUCGUAACAAACUAGAGAGUAUCUUAGGGUCUCUCUCUCCCUUUACAACUUUAUGAUCAAAUCUCUUGAUACCUCUCCAAUACAAUACUCGCUCAUAUAAAUAGAAAAGGUUCCUACGCAGCCAACACAUCACGUGGGAUGUUUAACAAGAUCUCCAGCUCACCCUCUUUAUUCCUUAUUCCUCAUAACCGCAUACUCAAGUGGCCCUCUGUGCCACGUCACAGCUCUCUGUUGUCGUCUUCUGCUGACUCCCUUUCUUCCUUCUCGUGUACUCAUAUAGUAAGGGAGGUCGUAACGCUUCAUAUCUAACAUUACUCCCCUCUGCAAAAUUGACCUUGUCCUCAAGGUCAAACUCUGGAAACUGACCCUGAAUCACUUUCCUCCAUUCCCAAGAGCUCU